GGAGUGAGAGGGAGGGAAGGGGGUGGCCCGCGUCCUCGAAAAUCCGUUAUCCGCGUCCUGCGAGAAGGAGAAGCAGCAAGUCGGUGUCGCAGUCUGGCGGUGGACGGCAGCAGGAGCGAUGUUAAAACGAUCUAUCAUAGGUACUCAGCCCUCCUGAAUGUUGAGUUGUCUCCGAGCCGACCAAAUCCCUGCCUCAACUGCCGACUUUGCCCUGGUUGGCAUCCCAUCUCCGUCAUUCCGGACAGAAGUGCGUUCCGUGUGGUCCAUCGAUGAGACAACUGAUGUGCUCAUCAUAACCAGGCAUCCCCGGCUACUCCGUGGUUCAUCUCACCGCUUGGAAAGAGGAGCAAGAAGCCAGUGCCUCCUCCCCGGGUCCCCGGAUCCCGCCAGGACGUGCACGACUCACGACAUCACGUUUCUGGUGGUGCAGAAAAUCCCAUGGUUUCGACACGAGUCAUCUGUCCUUCGAGAAGCCGGUUCGUUCCAUCUUGCUGCGGCUCUAUUCGCUGGUCCCUCGGCCGCGACAGGGAUAACAGGAUUCGCGGCGAAAACCGAGAAACGGUCCAUGGUCGGUGAAACCGGUGCCAAUACCCCUAUCGCUCUCCAUCUUUUUGACAAAUAGAUUCUCAUAGCAGAUGUGGGGUUGAGAGGAGUCAAGUCAAUCACCGUGGGGUUGAUGACGAACGCGGGAGACGACCAGAGAAAGAAAGUGCCGAUAAGGCGACGGCAACUAGGGACAUUCCGCCUGUCAAAGCCACCUCGAGCACGGGAUGCAG
Parathielavia appendiculata is the source of this 776-nucleotide messenger RNA. RefSeq lists its product as uncharacterized. The transcript has a single exon. The record is from RefSeq and is a predicted model, not a curated record. NCBI's taxonomy places the organism in Eukaryota, Fungi, Ascomycota, Sordariomycetes, Sordariales, Chaetomiaceae. Bases 158 to 622 code for a protein of 154 amino acids.